AAUGAAGCAAAUGUACAAAUGAAUCAUCACAUCUGUUUUUCCAAGCUGAAAUAAAACUAAAUUAACUUCAGUCAUGGAAAUCACCUCUUUUAUGUUUAAAUUUUUGCUGCCAUUUGCUGUGCUGUGUUUGAUAGAGGCAAAUCGCCUGGCUUACCAAAUCAAAGAGGAGGAGAGAGCUGGUCUCAGGGUUGGCAAUGUUGCCAUUGACAGUCUUCUGCAGGGAAACCUCUCCGCAACCGAAUCAAAGAACAUGAAAUAUGUAUUCUUUUCUCAAGGAAACCCAUUCUCCCAUCUCUUUCUUAUUGAUGAGAAGGACAGUACGAUCACAACUGCUCAAAAGAUUGACAGGGAAAGUGUGUGCCAUUCCAGACUGGAAUGCGUUCUCAAUUUAGACAUAGCCAUUUAUAAAAAAGAUUUGAUGCGCAAUGUGUACGACUUGUUCCAGUUGAUGCAAGCUAAGGUGACGCUGAUCGACAUCAAUGACAACCCUCCAGCAUUUCCCCAGAGUACUGUUAGUCUGAGCGUCCCGGAAUCAGUACCACUCAACCACAUGUUGUUAGCAAGUGGGGCUGUGGAUAGUGACACUGAACCCUUUUCCAUUCAGACCUACAAAAUAAGUCCUCAAACCGGAAUGUUUGGCUUGAAAGAACAACGUAAUUUGGAUGGUAGUUCGGAUCUUGCCAUCGUGGUGAAACAUUCUCUAGAUCGUGAGACCAAAGACUUCUUCCAGGUGGUGGUGACAGCAAUCGAUGGCGGCAAUCCUCCCAAGUCUGGUUCCGUCCUCAUAAACAUCACAGUCACCGAUGUCAAUGACAAUGAGCCUGCCUUCCUCAAGUCUGUGUACAAUGUGUCCAUUUAUGAAAAUCGACCAAUAAACUCAACAAUUCUUCAAGUGUCGGCCGUCGAUCAAGACUUGGAUCAGAAUGGUGAGGUGUCUUUUCAGUUUAGUUCACGACUUGUGCCAAAAGCUUUUGGGAUUGAUCCAAAGACAGGAAACAUUUAUGCAAAGGGUGAGAUUGAUUAUGAAUCUAAUGAACAGUUUCAGCUCAUAGUGAAAGCUCAUGAUCAUGGAACUCCAGAAUUAUCGUCAUUUGCUACAGUCAUCAUUAAUGUUUUGGACGAGAACGACAAUGCGCCCCAAAUCAACAUCAAUCUUUCUCCGGAAGGUACAGAUAUUUCUGAAGGAGUGGAAAUUGGAAAAUUUAUUGCACAUGUUUCUGUGUCGGAUGCAGACACUGGGCUAAAUGGUGCAAUUAUGUGUGAAAUGAGUGACUCGCACUUUGCAUUACAGCAGUUCUACAACAAUGUGUUUAACAUAUUCAAGAUAACACUGAAUAAGAGUCUGGAUCAUGAAAGAUUUCCAACACACAAUGUCACUGUGAAAUGUCGAGAUAAUGGCAAAAUUCCUAAAUGGAACUCAACAAGUUUCACUGUUACAGUUCUUGAUGAGAAUGACAACUCACCUGAAUUUUCUCGGGCAAUGUUCACCGGAAGUAUUCAGGAAAACAAUGAUAUUGGUGAGGAGAUUCUGCAAGUAGUAGCAAAUGACUGGGACAGCUUGGAGAAUGGCCGUGUAUCUUACUCACUGGCAAGUGAUGCUGGCUCGAUGUUUGUCAUCAAUCCAGGGUCUGGUGUUAUAAAAGCCAAAUCUCCGUUUGACAGAGAAAAGACGUCACAGUAUAAUUUUCAUGUCAUUGCAACAGAUCAUGGCGUCCCCGCCAAGACAUCUACAGCUGAGGUUGUCGUCAGUAUCCUCGACCAGAACGACCAGCCACCAUUCUUCACAAAACCAGUCUUUUUGUUUUACGUCCUGGAAAACCAACCAUCCGGAACGCCAGUCGGCAAUCUCACAUUCACGGAUGCAGAUUUGGGUAAAGCUUCAAAAAAUGUCUUCUCAUUUUUACCGAAUACCGAUGCCGAAUACUACUUUUCACUGGAUCCCAGGACUGGCCAAAUAAAAACACAGAGAGAGUUUGACAGAGAACUGCAGUCAAAGUUCAACUUCUCUGUACAUGUGCAGGAUCCAUUCGUGCCAAAUUUUUACGAUACUUCAAAAGUCUCAGUGCAGAUUCUUGAUGAUAAUGAUAAUAUUCCAAAAAUAAUUUUCCCAAGUGCAACGAACAAUUCUGUGAGGGUGGUAUACAAUCAGAAGGUGGGCUCCAUUAUUGCCACUGUCAGAGCAGAAGACACAGAUGAUAUUCUCCAGAGACGACUGUUCUUUUUCAUAAAACAAGGAAACACGCAGGGCUUGUUCAACAUCAACAGGAUGACCGGUGACUUAGCUAUUUCCAGACUAAUGCGACUGUCUGAUAUUAAAACUCAUAGCCUCAUUUUGGCUGUGCAGGACAGUGGGCGCUCAGCAAAAAUGGUUGAGGCAAAACUUGACAUUGUCAUUUUUACAAAUGGCACUUAUGGCGAUGUGGAUGGUCAACAUGGACUGGAUCAGAAUAUGUUGAUUGUGAUCAUUCUUAUUGCAGUGACAGUUAUUUUAGCAAUAGCCAUCGUAGCUACUAUAUUUAUGAUUCGUAGAAUAGACCGCGAACGCCAUGGUCAGGUGGUGGUUUCAAAAACAGUAGAAGGUAACUGUGUGCCAGUUUCAGCUUCGUGUGAGACAAACAGGUUAUCAACAGUGUCUAAAGAUUCUAAUGGAAAUGAUGGAUUGUCGAAGAAGAACCGGAAGGAGGUUAGUUUUUCACUGGAGGAUGACAAGGACACACACAAUAGUAGUAAUUCCUCGGGUCAUGCCUCCAUGUCAACCUUUGGAAGUGGUGGAGCUGAACAUUCCGUAAAGAAUUCCAAUGGCGUGGGUUUGGUGAUAGGUAAUAGUAGUGCUGUUGCAGUUUCCAGUCAGAAUGAUAUAAACAGUCCUCAGGCAGUGACCAAUAGUCAUACGAGUAUUCCAGUUCACAAUAUUCCAUUGCAUCCACCCACUGAUAAACACUGGAUUCAGAACAUCAACCAAGAAGAGGCGAAGCAUUUAAUGGAGUUGUUGAAAAAGCCAGAUGAUGUAAUAAGUGAGUCGUCUGGAGAGACUGGAACCAGCGACAGUGGGCGUGGUGGCAGUGAUGAUGAUAUUAACAAUUCCAGGCCUAUCAGUCAUGAUACAGAUGAUCUUCAUAAUGUUCAUCCUGCGAUGUACCUGGGAAAGGGACACGACUUGUAUCCGCGAUACAAUAAAGGGAGACAACCCAGUCCAUCAUUCCCCCAGCAGCAACUGAACGGAGAUGCUCAUUGGCCGGUGCGGUCACCAAUGGGGAUGAGCCACAUCUGUGAAGACGAGAGUUCCUUUGAGGAAGACGCACCAGACUGUGGCAACGACCUCAAUCGUAGUUCUACAGCUAGUCAGCGUGGAUUCGAAAACUUUAAUCCACAUCCCAAAUACUCAAAAGAUCCAUUUGUGCACUUAAAGUACGAGUCCUAUCAUCCACAUCCGAUGAGUGGUUUCCAUUACAAUUCAAAUCCACAUAACUUUGGUGGUGUAGGGAGUUGGCAAGCUGAUUCAAUGAGUUGUCGUGACGACGAUGACAGAACUACGACAUCGGGCAGUUACACGAUUAACCCCGAUGAUCUCAGACUAGAUAUGGAUGAUGUGUUUUAUCAAGACCGUGAUGUUGUAGUCUGAAACACUAUUGUCCUGAUGACUGCCUGACAAUAGGUGUCUUGUGUUUACGAAGUUCAUGUGCUUCCAACAUCAUGUGAUUAUCAACAGUUACUUAGAAAAUAGUAUUGUAUCAUUCACACUGCAUAAUGACAUUGUUAUUUGUGAGUCUUAUAUUUCUGUUCUUUCGCAGAUUUCGAUUUCGAUCAUAACACAUACACAUAGUUUAUUUUAUACGUUGAUGAAUUCAAAACAUUUACAUGAAAUGUAUAUUCAAGAAAGUUUCAUGCAUGUUUAAUUCAGAGUAGUCUUAAAGGUUAACUUUAUAAUAAAGAAAAGUUAAAAUCAGAGAAAAAAAGUAGUUUUGCCAUCUUGCAGACAAAUAUCAGGAGAUAACAUUACGUAUGUUUUAAUUUCCAACAAAGGCUAUUUCAAUUUCAUAAAAAUUCUUUAAAAUUCUUAAUUAAAAUUGCUUUUUGGCUAAAAGGACCAACAAUUAACUUUCUUGAAUAGUGACAUAGUUCUUAUGGUUUUUUCUUGAAUAUUGAUGUAAUUUGAAUGACUUGCAGUAUUGUGUACAUACUGAAAACAAUGAUGUCACGUCCUUGUUUUUAGGAUAAAGUUUGGAACCUUUAGUAGAGGUACUUGUAAGACAUUUUGCAGCACAAUCAUGAAAGCAAAAGAAUGAAUAACACUUUAAUCGUUAAUGGAAAUACAAAAAAUACAGUGAAGCAGAUUUAAAGCACACACCUCAUAGUUCAUAAUUUUAUCAUAAAAUUAACCUUUAAUUGCUAUGUUGGUCAGGUCAGAAAUACUUUGUUAUCAAACAAAAACAUUACAACAGCAAUGUUAUACUGAAAACAAAAAAGUCAUGCACUCCAUGUAGUUUAUUAUUCUGUAGGUACAUUAGUAUUUGCAAAAUGAUGUCAUUCAUAUAUUGACAUCAUUCCCAUUCAGGUCAGGUCAGGUCAUCGGGUUUUACGUGCACAUUCAGAACAAGCUGUUGUAGCGCACGCCCGUCCAUGACAGGAAUUCCCAUUCAAAAGACCCCAGCCAUAUAUACAUCAUUUGAAUAUCAAGUAAUGACUGGAAGUUUCUUGAGUAUAAAGUUUAUCAAAAAGAGUAUAUGAUAAAGAUAAUCUUUUAACAAGAAGAGAUUAUUACCCAUGUUUAUUUCAGUAUCGUCAUUGUCAUAUGUUACCUAAUUAUAUGAUAUUGACAAUAUUGAACACACUUUGGUCAUAACUUUAUAUAUAAAUACAAAUUAUAAAAUGUCGACAAUUAAUGACUUCAGCUAUGUUCAUGUGAUUUGAAAGAAUAGAUUGAACAAGCCUUUCUGGGUAUAAGAUUACUUACUCAGUUAUUAUUAAAAACAGGACACUAGCAUAUUAUAUUAAUGAACAAUUGUAGGGAAUACAGUUUUCCCCAGGAUAAAUAUGGUGCUAUUAACUUGUUUGUUAUGAUGUUAAAAUGUUUGUUUUAUAUAUUUUUUGUUUUGUUUUGUUUAUGUUUACAGACAUUGUAUUAUGUCAGUUAAAAAGCUGGUUAGAAAUGAAUUAGACUAUUCAUUAUUGGUAAUUAAUGUGUACUUAAUUUUGUAGCCUUAACAGUUAAAAACCAUGCAACCAUUGCUCAUUGUUUUGUUUUUUGGCAUACUGCGUUUUGCACAUGUUUGUGUGGUACCUACAUUCUAACACUGUGUGUAAAACUAGAUCAGGAUGUGUAUGACUGUUUUGUAUUAAUUACUUCACAUUUCAGUAAUAUAAUGAUAACACUCUUCUCUUCUUCUUUUUUCAUUCUGUAUAUUAAUCUAAAAAAAAAAAUCAUUUUCACUUUAUUUCCUCUUUUCACAGUAAAAUGAUAAUUCAGCAUAAUGAUCAGCAAAUUUUAUUACCAGAGUUUAAUUUGUUUGGAUUACAUUUCAUAAACAAGUGCAUUCUCCCAUGAUAUUGCAAGGAAGUAGAUGAAAUAAAAAUAACUCUUACUUUCCCUAUUGCAGCCUGUAAAUUACACCAGGUUUUAUCAUAGAGCUGAUCUAUAAUUCUCCAGUUCGCCAAUGUUUAGACCCAGCUGCCUUUCCAAGUUUUUAUUGGGGGUGAUUUGAUGCUAUCUACAACUGCUCAUGACAUUAAGAUUUUCCUGUAUUCUGCAAUAAAUAUCUUGAUGAAAUCUGGGGGCGGGGGUUCUCAAAAGGACAAUUUAUCAAAAAUCCAUGACUGAUGUGUCUGAAUGCAUGUGAAAUCAGUUUUGUUUUGAAAAAUCAUCUGUAAUUUAAAUGUGUAUUUGAGUUUUUUUAUUCAAUAUAAUUAUUUUUUACAUGUAGUGUUUUAAAAUCAAGUGUUUUGUCACUAAGGCCUCAUAUUUCGAUUUAACUAUUUAAGUUAAAGUUUGUUUUGUUCAACAACAACACUAGAUCACAUUGAUUCAUUUUGGAACAUUUGGUAAUUUUUCUAAUGUAGUCUUGGAGGAAAUCCGCUACAUUUUUUCACUAGCAGUAA
Molecule: messenger RNA, 6096 nt
Organism: Gigantopelta aegis
Lineage: Eukaryota; Metazoa; Mollusca; Gastropoda; Neomphalida; Peltospiridae
Product: protocadherin-9-like
Exons: 4
Coding region: 74-3622 (1182 amino acids)
Biological process (GO): homophilic cell-cell adhesion
Cellular component (GO): plasma membrane
Molecular function (GO): calcium ion binding
Source: RefSeq, a predicted model, not a curated record